Molecule: messenger RNA, 1967 nt
Organism: Cucumis melo (muskmelon)
Lineage: Eukaryota; Viridiplantae; Streptophyta; Magnoliopsida; Cucurbitales; Cucurbitaceae
Exons: 15
Coding region: 247-1617 (456 amino acids)
Source: RefSeq, a predicted model, not a curated record
AUUCAUCCACAUGGCACGUACAUCGUAGAUUAAUACGAGAUAUCAAAAACCCAAGAACAUCAUCAAUGUCAAACAUAUUCGCAAACGACGAACGAUUGAUCGAGUAAGAUUUUUAGUCGGUUUAACUUUUAGGACCAAGCAGAAGAAAGUUGGAUGUCACGAGGCAACGAGGUGAAGGGUGGUAUAAAUAGCCCGAGUUUUGAGGACAUGGUGCUGAAAUAGAAAGCUAAUACAAGGAAAAAGAAAAUGAGGAAAGUGGAGGACAACUCCGUGCCAAUGCCAAACCCCGAGAUCAACAACACCAGCACCGAUGAAGAAGCAAUCACCGAUGCCGGUAACUCUUCUCAAUCCAAUGAUAAUCUCAAAGAUUGGUCAACUUUCCCGGUUGCCAGAUUACCCUCUCGUAACACCUCCUCCAAGUACGAUUUUGUCAAGGUGAAGGUGUGGUUGGGAGAUAAUGCGGAUCACUAUUAUGUAUUGUCGCGGUUUUUGCUCAGCAGGAUGUUGACAGUGACCAAGAUUCCAAAUCAUGUUGCUAUUAAAAUUGCAUUGGAACUCAAGAAGCUGCUUGUAGAUAAUAGCCUUUUAGAUGUCUCCCAAUCUGAUCUGGAAGCUAAUAUUUUCAAGCUCAUGGAGCGACGUGGUUAUGGGGAAGAGUACAUAAAUCGUUAUAAGAUGAUGACAAGAUUUCACCAUCAAAGGGUCCCCUUGGUGAUUCUUGUAUGUGGAACUGCCUGUGUUGGGAAGUCAACCAUUGCCACCCAACUUGCACAGAGACUUAAUCUCCCAAAUGUGUUACAGACAGAUAUGGUUUAUGAAUUACUACGCACAUCAACAGACGCUCCAUUGACGUCUACUCCUGUAUGGGCACGAGAUUUUAGCUCUCCAGAGGAGUUAAUUACUGAAUUCUGUAGAGAAUGCAGGAUUGUUCGUAAAGGUUUGGCUGGUGAUUUAAAGAAAGCUAUGAAAGAUGGAAAGCCUAUAAUAAUUGAGGGAAUACAUUUGGAUCCCAGUAUAUAUUUGAUGGAUGAUGAAAGUAAGUCACCAGCUAAUGUUUCAGCAAAAGAUAUUGAAAACAAUCCUUUAUCAGCAACAUCAGAUGAUAAAAGUGCAAAACAAAUGGAGCGUAGUUGUCUAGUUGUUCAUCAAUGUAAAAAAGGGAACGGCACCUGUAUUAAAUGUUCUCAUUCGAAAGAAUGCAUGCACACCAACCAAGAGAAUGAAGGGUUAGACUCUCUAGAAGCUGUGGGUAUAGCAGGAAAUAGCUCUGGAAUUACAGAAGAAACCCACAAUAAAGAGGAGACAAAUAGAUCUGCUUCUGUCAAGAAAGAGAAGUCUGGUGCUGAGCCAAUAAUAAUACCCAUAGUCUUAAAAAUGGCUGAAUUUGAUCACAAGGCACUACUCGAGGAAUGGAUCUCCCCUCGAACAUUUAGUGACAAAUGUCCUCUCCAGGAUAAAAGUAAGCUUAUAGCUAAUUUAAAGACCAUUCAGGGCUACCUUUGCUCGUUCAAAUCACAGGGUUUAAUAGUAGUUAAUAUAUCAGCGACUACAUUUCCACAAACACUAGAUUGGCUGCAUGGAUAUAUUCUGCAGGUGGAGAAUUCCCACAUACUGUAACAAUGGCUCAUCAACUCAUUCCCAAGGUUCCAGCUUCUCUUUGACAAAAGUUUCAUCAAGACAGUGACAUAAAAAACUAUUCCUGGUUGAGGUUUGGCCAAAAUAUAUGCUCCUUGUUGUGUACAAUUUUAACUUAAUAAAUAUUAGCUUCUUGCUCAAGAUAAUAAUUUUUACAAAAGGGUUAUGUUCGUUUGAAGAUUGAAAUUCCGUUUGUCUUUGUCUCGGGGUUAUGGAAUCAGUUUGGACCAUUUGGGUGAUGUAUCAGAAUAUGGAUAAAAUGAAUCCUAUUGUUGUACUAGUCCCAACGAAUCAAAAUCUUCUAAUGGGACAGGUCAAUCCCAAUCUGUUAA